This is a messenger RNA of Pantherophis guttatus, 1927 nucleotides long. NCBI's taxonomy places the organism in Eukaryota, Metazoa, Chordata, Lepidosauria, Squamata, Colubridae. The record is from RefSeq and is a predicted model, not a curated record.
GCAGGAUUACUGUCCUUAUCCUGAUGACAAAAAUUGCAACCUGAUCUGUCCAGCCUUCCCUAAGAGACACUGUAAUCUGUUUUUGUAAGACUUUUUGUGUCUGCAUCUGGAAGACUUCAUCUAGAAGUGCAGGUUCAAACAUUAAUAAGUGCGGUGGUUAACUGAAGGGCAGGGAGGGGGCUGGCUACACUCCAUUGUGCUGCAUUGGUGAGAAGGAAGAAAAAAAAAACCACGUCAGGAAGGCAGGAUGUAGCAAAGUGGGUGUAUUCAUUUGUGCAAUAAUCUGGUUUGCCAAGGAUGAACCAAAUAUUUUUUUUUUUGACCAAAAGAGGUUCUGAUUCUCCCAUCCUGUCUUUAAAUAGACAUCUGCCAGCUGCUGCUCUUUCCAGUUGUUCAGGAGCCCUCGAAAGAGUUCGUCUCAACUUCAUCUUUUCUAUCUUAUUUUGCUCUGGCCGAAAUAGACAAGCAGCAAAGACGUUUUCCGUUUUUUAACCACUGGAUAAAGAGUUUUUGUGGUGGAGAUUUGAAUGGUUAAGACUGCAGGGACAUAUUUUUGUCUUGGGAGACCGAUAUUUUCAAUCUGACCUGAAGGAUGACUGAAGGUACAUCUGAACCUUCUUUUAUUGCUAAAAGUGAAGACCGUUUAUUUAAAUAUUUAUUUGAAGACUAUGAACGAUGGGUUCGUCCAGUCGAGCAUUUGAAUGAUACCAUCAAAGUGAAAUUUGGUCUUGCAAUUUCCCAGUUGGUGGAUGUGGAUGAGAAAAAUCAGUUGAUGACCACAAAUGUUUGGCUAAAGCAGGAAUGGGUUGAUGUAAAGCUGAUGUGGGAUCCCGAGGACUAUGCCGGAAUAACAUCUAUCCGUGUCCCUUCAGAUUCUCUAUGGAUUCCAGACAUUGUUCUAUAUGAUAAUGCAGACGGUCAUUUUGAAGGGACGUCUACAAAGGCCAUAGUGAAGCACGAUGGCACUAUUGUUUGGACUCCACCUGCAAACUAUAAAAGCUCUUGCACCAUUGACGUCACUUAUUUUCCAUUUGACCUCCAGAACUGCUCCAUGAAGUUUGGCUCGUGGACAUACGAUGGUUCUCAGGUGGAUAUAAUCCUUGUGGAUGAAGAAGUAGACAAAAGGGAUUUCUUUGAUAAUGGAGAAUGGGAAAUAGUAACGGCAACGGGUAUCAAAAGGAACAGAACUGAUGGAAGCUGCUGGUACCCCUUUAUUACCUAUUCCUUUAUAAUUAGGCGCUUGCCUCUCUUUUACACGCUCUUCCUCAUUAUUCCAUGCAUAGGGCUGUCUUUCUUAACCAUCCUCGUCUUCUAUCUUCCCGCCUACGAAGGUGAGAAAAUCUGUCUCUGCACUUCCGUUCUGGUCUCGCUCACCGUCUUCCUUCUAGUCAUAGAAGAAAUUAUUCCCUCUUCUUCUAAAGUCAUACCUCUGAUUGGCGAGUACUUGGUCUUCACCAUGAUUUUUGUGACUUUAUCUAUAGUCAUCACUGUCUUCGCUAUUAACGUUCAUCACCGAUCCUCGUCAACGCACAACGCGAUGGCACCAUGGGUCCGCAAAAUAUUUCUCCACAAGCUUCCCAAACUGCUUUGUAUGAGAAGUCACGUCGAUAGGUACUCCGUACCAAAGGAAGAAGAGACCACGGGCACCCAGGGAUCCGAGGAAUCUAGGAAUACCUUGGAAGCAGCCUUAAAUUCUGUCCGGUACAUUAUAAGACACAUUGUCAAAGAGAAUGAAGUACAUGAGGUUGUGGAUGACUGGAAAUUUAUAGCUCAGGUGCUUGACCGUGUGUUCCUAUGGCUGUUCUUUCUGGUUGCGGUUACUGGAUCCCUGGCCCUGUUUCUUCCUGUAAUUCAUAAAUGGGCAAGAAAAAUAGUACCAGUCCAUGCUGGGAUUGUUAAUAAAUAAGUGUGUGAGCAGGGGCAGAAC